Paramisgurnus dabryanus is the source of this 1500-nucleotide messenger RNA. RefSeq lists its product as uncharacterized. The record is from RefSeq and is a predicted model, not a curated record. NCBI's taxonomy places the organism in Eukaryota, Metazoa, Chordata, Actinopteri, Cypriniformes, Cobitidae.
AUGGCGCAGCGAGGUCCUUACAAGAAGUUUCUGGUGGACGUGGAGACAGAAAUACCACAAAGUACAAAAAGACGUAGGUUGCAGGAACCAGCAAAUGAGUCAGAUGUAGAAGAUAUUCUGGAAUGUACAGAAACACUAUGUGAGCAAUACUCAGACACAGAGGUGAUUGAUGAUGUGGAUGACUAUCCGGAAGCUGAACCAGAGGAAAGCAACAUUUUAUUGGACCCUGAGCAAAGUAACAGUUCAGAUGAGGAAUCUGAGGACCUCAUUAACCUCGAGAAUGCUGAGUGGAACAAAGAUGUACAUCCUGAGACUGCCCCUAUGGAUCCGUUAAACUUGGACGAUGGAGAUGAGCCUAUAUAUCCAGGAAGUGAUGUCACCAAGGCUGAGACUAUUUUGAUGAUUCUUACAUUUGUCCUGCGUCACAAAAUAAGCGGAGAGGGUUUGAAAGACUUCCUGUCACUACUGCACAUCUUAUUUCCAAGCAUCCUGCCAGCAACAAAAUACUUAUUUUAUAAGUACUUUAUAUCCAUUACAAACCAAUUUGAAAUUCACUUUUACUGUGAGUCCUGCAAAGGAUACAUUUGUAAGGAAGAGACAAAUCUCACCAAAUGUCCUCACUGUGAUCUGGCAUUCAGCAUUGCAUCUAACCUUAAAAAUGGGUCCUUCAUGAUCUAUUUGCCUUUGUCUUCCUCACUUAAAGAUGUCCUGGAAAGUCUAAAAAACAACUCGCAACAUCUCAUUAACAAAGCUGAAUGGGUAUGGGACGACACAAUUCGUGAUAUUUUUGAUGGUGACAUCAUGAGAGAUCAUAUUCAGAACAACACAAUUGGCCAGUGGGAUUUGACAUUACUAUGGAAUUGUGACGGAAUUCCGGUUUUUGAAUCAUCUCAAUGUUCUCUCUGGCCAAUACAAGUAACUAUUAAUGAGCUGCCACCAGCUGUGAGAAAAGAACAUGUCCUAUUGUCCUCACUUUGGUUCGGCAAGUCAAAGCCAGUCAUUCAGACCUUUUUAAAACCAUUUGUUGAAGAGAUGGGAGCUUUAAAAGACAUCGGACUACAAUGGACUGAUGGUGAUGACAUUCGCACUAGCAGAGUUUUUGCAGUUGUAAGUGCUUGUGAUGCUAUUGCCAGACCAAUACUAAAAGACAGCAUACAGUUUAAUGGCAAGUAUGGAUGUGACUGGUGCCUUCACCCUGGUGAGCGUACAGCAAAAGGAAAUGGCUUUGUGAACAUUUACCCUUGUAAAGAAGAUUCCCCUGCAACAAGGCAGCAACAACAAUGGGAGGAUGAUGCAAUAAAGGCCUCACAUGAGGGCUGUCCUGUGAGGGGAGUAAAAGGAAUCUCACCACUUCUGUUUUUGCCAUGUUUUAAUAUUAUAACUGGUUUCGUGCCGGAGUACAUGCAUGCUGUCCUAUUAGGUGUUGUUCGUCAAUUCAUGACCCUGUGGCUGCAGCAUUAUAUGGUAGAGAACACAUCAGCUUUAAUGUUCAUCAGCUAA